Molecule: messenger RNA, 1786 nt
Organism: Paramecium pentaurelia
Lineage: Eukaryota; Ciliophora; Oligohymenophorea; Peniculida; Parameciidae
Source: the annotation of a GenBank genome assembly
AUGUUAAAACUUUCUUAGAAUUAGAAAGUGAAAGAUUAGUUUUAAGAUUUGAAUAAGAUGAAUUUGAAAGAUUUGCAGUUGGAUUAAUUUAUUUAUCUUUGUCAUUGGAUAUUUUAGAAAUAAUCAUUGAACCCUUUUCCUCAAAGCUUUGAGUUCAAGCCUAUUGGUGAUUUGAUAUAAGAAAGUUUUAUUUAUGAAAAACAUAUUCAAGAUAAGACACCUUCUUAUUAUAAAAGUUUAAAUGGUACUUAAGUUUUAGAAAUAAAUGAAUAAGACUUAAAAUAUAGAAUUUUAUUAUAUGUAAAUGGUGAUUAAUAAGGGAAUAUAGCUCAUAUCAUAUUUUCAACAAACUAAAAUAUUGAUACUUUGUUUUCUAUACCAAAUAUAUAAAAUUUUAAUACAAAAAAUUAAAUGUAAUUUUAAUAGCCUUAAUUUUCUCAAUAUCCAUAAUCUAAUUAGCCAAUUCAAAAAUAGAUAUUUACUUAAUCUACUUAAAUAAAUUAAUAAUAAGUUUAAAACGGUCAACUAUAAAAGGAUAUAACUAGUUUGCAAUCAAAUGCGAAUCAAAAAUGGUAGCUGUUAAAGAAUCAUAAUGCUUUUUCAUAAAUGAUUUUCACUUAAUAAUAAUAAUAAUAAAAUCCUAUGAAAAAAUUUUUUCAAACAUCAGUAACUAAUAGUUGUAAUUUUAACAACUUUCCAAAAGAAUCAUCUUCUUAAAUAAAAUUGACUCCAAAUCAAAAUCAAAAUGAGAGACAAUAACCAAUAACAGGAUCAAUUUAAUAGUUUUAAGAUUAAUUCUAAAAUUUAAAUCUUUAAAAUUAAUUUCCAAAAUAAUAAGAUAAAUUUAAUUCUAACUUGAAUAUAUCCACACAAUAAGUCACAGAGGAAGAAGUAGUGUUUUGUACAUAAUAAAUUAAUAAUUUAGAAGAAAAUGAAUCAAUUAACAAUUAAGUACUUUAAUCUAGAAUUCUUACUAAUUUAAUUUAACAGAAAUAAUAAAAUGUUUUAGAUUGCAUAAUAUGCACUAUGAAAUAUAAUUUAGAUUUAGAUGAAUCUAUAGUGACUCCUUGUUGUAAUAAAAAAGUGCAUGUUUGUUGUUAUUAACAGGAUUUAGAUUAAAAAGCAAAAAUUAAUAUGAGUUUUGAAAAAAUAACAUGUUAUUCUUGUGGUUAAUCAUUUAAUAAUCGUUAAGAUUUUUUAAAAAAGAAUAUUUCAAUUGCACUUUUUGGUGAAAUUGUAAAAAGGAGAGUAUUAGCAGAUAUUCCUAUGAAAUGCUGUAAAUGUUAAUAGGCAAUAAAAGCUAGUUAAGAGAUUCUAAAUAAGUAGGUUAAACUUCAAUGCUUUUAAUGUAAUACUAUGCUUUGUAGUCUUUGUCGUCAAGAAUAUCAUGGUCAAAACUAACAAGUAAAUUUAAUAUUAAUAUUAGAAUUAAUAAUGUCCAAGUUUAGCAAAAGAGAUUUAAAAAGCAUUUUAAGGUAUGCCAAUACUUCUUUGUCCAUUUUGUUAGUUAAUUUAAACAAAAGAUGAUAAAUGCAAUCAUGUGAAAUGUUUUAAUUGCAAAAGAGAUCUAUGUUCAGCUUGUUCUGUUGAUCGAAUUCCAAUAGUGGCUCAUGGCAAUCAUUAUCACAGAGAAGGUUGUCCUGAUUAUAAACCAUGGAUAGUUAAAGAUAAGAUAAAUAAAACUAAAGAAUUUGAUAAAAUUAAAUGUCAAAGAUGUAAGGAAUCAGGAAAACCAUGUGAAUAUCCAAUGAGUUUGGAAGAAUAUAGAAAAUUAAAGUAGUUUUGA